Molecule: messenger RNA, 1013 nt
Organism: Salvia splendens (bonfire salvia)
Lineage: Eukaryota; Viridiplantae; Streptophyta; Magnoliopsida; Lamiales; Lamiaceae
Exons: 2
Coding region: 60-785 (241 amino acids)
Biological process (GO): mitochondrial proton-transporting ATP synthase complex assembly
Cellular component (GO): mitochondrial membrane
Source: RefSeq, a predicted model, not a curated record
AAAUCCUUUGUUAUUUUUGAAGGGGUGUUUAUCAUUUUUCGCCCUAAAUUAGAAUUGCAAUGGCGAGGGCAGCUAUGCUUCAUCUCGUUCGAUCUCAAUCCAGAGCCUUCCGUUCAGGUGAUCGUGUUGCUAAGGUCCUGCCCUGGUCUCGUGCAUCCGGUGCCAAAUUUGAUUUUAGUCCUACCACUCGUUAUACUUCUGCCCAUGUACGCUGGGCAUCUCAAGCUGCAGUAGCAGAAGAUGAAAGUAAGAUUAGUAUUGGACCUCGCAAAGGAAGAGAAGAUGAAAGUAAGAUUAGUAUUGGACCUCAUAAAGGAAGAGAAGAUGGAAAUGAAGAAAAGGGGAGGGAGGUUGUUUACAACGGUCCUAUAUCAGGUACUAUCAAGAAAGUGAAGCUUCUCUCGCUUUCCACGUGCUGCCUCUCUGUUUCAUUAGGUCCUGUGAUCACUUUCAUGACAUCACAGGACAUGAAUGUCAUCCUUAAGUACGCAGUGGCUUCUACUGUUGUAAUUUUAAGUGCUUCCACAACUGCUGCCCUUCAUUGGUUCGUGAGUCCUUACAUUCACACACUCAGAUGGCAGCCUGGCUCUGACACCUUUGAGGUCGAAAUGAUGUCCUGGUUGGCGAGAUUUGUCCCGAAAACCAUCAAGUUUGAAGAUAUCAGACCUCCACAGACCCAGAGGCCUUUCGUGUCUUUCAAGGCGAAUGGCAACUUCUAUUUUGUCGACACUGAGCACUGCCACAACAAGGCGUUGUUGGCAAAACUAACCCCUCCGAAACAAUAGUCCAUUGCCACGCUCCAUGGUCAAAGUUUUCCUCGCUUCUGUAGGUAUGGUGAUAUACUUACGUUGUUUACCGGGUAAGCUUUUUUUUGUGAAAUAAGUAUACCCAUUAGGUUCACAUAUGCUUGAAUUACAGAAUAAUAUUGAACACAUUUUGUCUACAAUAGUGAGUUUAACUUCCCUUUUCUUGAGAAUAUCUACAUUUUAUGAAAUUGUGGCUUCUUUAUCUUA